This is a messenger RNA of Pyrenophora tritici-repentis Pt-1C-BFP, 516 nucleotides long. Its product is annotated as RpiB, Ribose 5-phosphate isomerase RpiB. Gene Ontology annotation, molecular function: isomerase activity. Gene Ontology annotation, biological process: carbohydrate metabolic process. Lineage: Eukaryota; Fungi; Ascomycota; Dothideomycetes; Pleosporales; Pleosporaceae. The record is from RefSeq and is a predicted model, not a curated record.
AUGACAUCACCAACGCCCCUCCGCAUAGCAAUCGGCUGCGAUGACGCAGGCGUCUCCUACAAAAACGCCAUAAAAGCCGACCUCGAAGCCUCCCCCCUCGUCUCCACCAUCACCGACGUCGGCGUCCCCACCAACACAGACAAAACAGCCUACCCCCACAUCGCCGUCAACGCCGCCAAACUCGUCACCUCUGGCGCCGCCGACCGCGCCCUCUUAAUCUGCGGCACGGGUCUCGGCGUCGCCAUUGCCGCGAACAAGGUGCCCGGUGUCCGGGCCGUGACUGCGCAUGAUAGUUUUUCCGUCGAGCGCGCCGUGCUGAGUAAUGAUGCGCAGGUGCUUUGUAUGGGAGAGCGGGUCGUGGGGAUUGAGCUUGCGAGGAGGUUGGUGAGGGAGUGGUUGGGGUAUCGGUUUGAUACGGCGAGUGCGAGUGCGAAGAAGGUGGAUGCUAUUAUGGAGCAUGAACGAGUGAAUUUUAAGGGGUUGGAGGCAGAUUUGGAGGGCGCCAAGGGGUGUUGA